Messenger RNA from Laetiporus sulphureus 93-53, 663 nucleotides. Its product is annotated as GINS complex, Sld5 component. The coding region runs from base 1 to 663 and encodes 220 amino acids. Gene Ontology annotation, biological process: DNA-templated DNA replication; double-strand break repair via break-induced replication. Lineage: Eukaryota; Fungi; Basidiomycota; Agaricomycetes; Polyporales; Laetiporaceae. The transcript is spliced from 6 exons. The record is from RefSeq and is a predicted model, not a curated record. Gene Ontology annotation, cellular component: GINS complex.
AUGCCAGACGACUUUGGUUUGAACGCACAUAUCCUGCCUCAAGAAGUGGCAGAAGAGACACAGCUUCAGCAGCUCAUACGGCACUGGAUGAACGAACAACACGCGCCGGACAUCCUCCCUGGACAGGAGAUGCUGCUCGGAAGGAUCCUGGACCAUGUCAAGAAGCAGUCGGAUGAUGUCCAGCUGCUUCGCGCAGACCCGGACUCCUCGGAGGAUGAGCAUUUCCGAAUUAUGCUUGUGCAAACGGAGAUCGAGCGCGUCAAGUUUGUCGUGCGCUCCUAUAUACGUACGCGAUUACACAAGAUCGAAAAGUACGCAAAGUGGAUCAGUAAGACGCCUGAAGUACAGGAGAGGUUAUCAAAAGCUGAGCUUAAACACGCCAGACGAUAUGCACGACUGCUCGAAUAUCACCUGACUCAAUCUGUCCUACAAAGUCUGCCGCCAGAACAGCGGUCUCUUGAGGACGACGUGCCUUUCAUCAUGCCUCCCAUGACUCCCGAGCCAGACGGCAUGCGUCCGGUUUUCGUUCACGCGCGCCAGACUUGCCCACCCGUUCGCUUACCAGAUGGGACGGCAAUAACGAUGGAGAAAGGCCGAAUAUCGUUGACGCCGUACAAUGUCAUUGAGCAACUGCUGGCAAGAGGCGAGGUCGAGUUGAUCUGA